Molecule: messenger RNA, 2760 nt
Organism: Drosophila innubila
Lineage: Eukaryota; Metazoa; Arthropoda; Insecta; Diptera; Drosophilidae
Gene: shakB
Product: innexin shaking-B
Exons: 9
Coding region: 690-1823 (377 amino acids)
Cellular component (GO): plasma membrane; gap junction
Molecular function (GO): gap junction channel activity
Source: RefSeq, a predicted model, not a curated record
AACCAAACAACCAAUCAAUCAAUCAAUCAGUUAGACAGGUCAGUUGAUCAAUCGGAUCGAUAGAUCGCUAGUUCGAUAGCUCGAUAGUUCGUGUGGUUGCCUUCGUUCAUCUCAAGCAAACUUAUCGAAUUCAUAACUAACUGUAAAUAUCAAGCAGCUAUCAUUAAUACAUAGGCAGUUUCGAUAACAAAAUAACAGUAUACAUAUACAUAUUUAUGUAGUGCAGUGUUAAUUCAACCAAUAUCAUAACUAUCGAACCAAACAACAACAAUUGAUAUCGGAAUCGAGCAGCUACAGAAAAAACAACAACGAACAGCCGAAGGAGUCGAGGGAAGCGAAGGGAGCGGCGCAUGCUGCGGGUUUGUUGGCCUUGUGGAAGCGCCAACAUUUGCAGCAGCAACAGCGACGCCAGCAACAACAACAACCACAGCCACAGCCACAGCAACAACUACAGCAACAGCAACUAGAAACAGAACAGCAACAAUAAAUCUAUUACAACAGCCGCCUCAACACUGCCAAUGCCCUCAUUGCCAUCAUAAUAAUCAACAACGUCAUCAUCGUUUGUUUAGAUUUGAUACAACGUUUUAUCGCGUAAGCUAAAGCCCCAUCUGGUCGCCGACACCGUUAAGCAGUAUAUAAGUCGGGCGCAACCAACAACCAAAAAGGGUUCUCAAGAGCAACAAAAUAACAUGGAGUUUUUACGAGGCGUCUAUGCGUUUAUGCAAGUGAGUAGAUCAUCGGUGUCUCAUGUCAAAAUCGAUUCACCUGUUUUUCGCCUGCACACAAACGCAACGGUUAUUUUACUGAUCACAUUCUCGAUUGCUGUGACAACGCGGCAGUACGUAGGAAAUCCCAUAGACUGUGUACACACAAGAGACAUUCCCGAAGAUGUUCUCAACACAUAUUGUUGGAUACACUCAACGUAUACAGUUGUGGAUGCGUUCAUGAAAAAACAAGGUUCCGAGGUGCCUUUUCCUGGAAUUCACAAUUCACAGGGGCGUGGCCCUCUAACAAUAAAGCACACAAAAUAUUAUCAAUGGGUAGCGUUUACACUAUUUUUUCAGGCAAUCUUAUUUUACACACCAAGAUGGCUGUGGAAAUCUUGGGAGGGUGGCAAGAUUCAUGCGCUCAUCAUGGACUUAGAUAUAGGCAUUUGUUCCGAAGCCGAGAAAAAACAAAAAAAGAAAUUACUUUUAGAUUAUUUAUGGGAAAAUUUAAGAUAUCACAAUUGGUGGGCGUAUAGAUACUACGUGUGUGAGCUUCUUGCCCUAAUAAAUGUGAUAGGUCAAAUGUUUCUUAUGAAUCGAUUUUUCGAUGGCGAAUUUAUGACAUUUGGCUUGGAUGUGAUAGAUUAUAUGGAGACCGAUCAGGAAGAUCGCAUGGAUCCGAUGAUUUACAUAUUUCCCAGAAUGACCAAAUGUACAUUUUUUAAAUAUGGUUCAAGUGGGGAGGUGGAGAAACACGACGCCAUUUGCAUUUUACCAUUAAAUGUUGUUAAUGAGAAAAUUUACAUUUUUCUUUGGUUUUGGUUCAUAUUAUUAACGUUACUCACAUUAUUAACGCUAAUAUACAGGGUGGUUAUUAUAUUCUCGCCUCGAAUGAGGGUCUAUUUAUUUCGAAUGCGAUUUAGGUUAGUGCGUCGAGACGCUAUUGAAAUAAUCGUUCGUCGUUCCAAGAUGGGCGAUUGGUUUUUGUUGUAUUUACUAGGUGAAAAUAUAGAUACAGUUAUAUUUCGUGAUGUUGUACAGGACUUAGCGAAUCGUUUAGGACAUAACCAACACCAUAGGGUGCCUGGAUUGAAAGGUGAAAUACAGGAUGCAUGAUAUUGGGAGUAUUAGAAACAAUACAAAAUGCAAUAUGUCGUCUCCAUAUAAAUGCAACAACUACAACUACAACAACAACAACAGCAUUCAACUGUUUAGUACAACAACAACAGCAGCAGCCGCUUCAUAAGUUCAAAAUAAAACUGAUAAAAAAACGUAUCUUACAAAUACAACCAAAAAAACUAUCGUCAAUGCUAACACAUCGAAGUCAUUUUCAAUCACAAAUGCAAACAGCAUAGCUUGCAAGAGAGUAAAGUACAGGGACACCUCGAUAAACAAUAACGAUAAUGAUAACGACAUGGAUAGACACAUAAUGAUAAAGCAUAUACAAAAUUAGAGUAUCAAUAGAACCAACCACAACACAACGAAUGUAAGCGGACUUAACCGAACCACAAGCGAAAGAUUAAGAAGCAAGGCAAACGAAUCAACCAACAACGAAUAUUAAAAGAAGAAGAAAUCACAGAUAAAGAUAGAAGACCAAUCAUGAGAAGCAGCAGGAUAAGGAGAAUGUGGACGCAGCUGCAGCAGCAGAAGCAGUUGCAGCCACAGGAUGCAGCAAGCAGAUGCACGUGGCGAAUGCGUCUGUGUGCGUAUCCCAUGGAUUCAAGUCAAGAAGUUACGAAAAUAGAAGUUGCCCAAGGACAAGAACAAAGUGUGUGAACAACAACAAACACAAGAAACAAGCAAAAAGCAGAAGGAAGCGAAAGGAAGCGACAAGAAAGGCACAGCAAGGAAUGGAAGGAACUCUCUAACUCUCUAUCAUACUCACAUGCAAACAUAUAAAAACAUACACACACACACACACAAACACACACACAAGAGCACAAGACAUUUAAGCGGCAUUACUCAUACGCCCCGUAGACGCUGAGACCAUCACACAUCUGAAUUCACCGCACACCACCCCGCACUUUGCUUGUCAUGCAGCAACACAACAAAA